Messenger RNA from Parnassius mnemosyne (clouded apollo), 1002 nucleotides. Lineage: Eukaryota; Metazoa; Arthropoda; Insecta; Lepidoptera; Papilionidae. The record is from the annotation of a GenBank genome assembly.
AUGGAGGGUGGGAGGCAGUCGCGCCUGCUCAGCCGCCUCUUGGGCAGGCUGCGUGGCGAUCAUCAUCGGGAGACGCUAGACCAUAACUUUUCGAUGACGUCCACCGCCUGUAGUACCGACAGUGCUGGAUUCGUCAGCGCGAACGAUGAAGAAGAUGCUCCAGCACCAUCACCUGCUCCAGAACCAUCACCUACUCCAGAACCAGCGACCUCCACCUCCCCCGCAGAUGAUGACCAGUUCGCUGCUAAUAUCGAUCUAAGAUACAGCGGGCAAUACUUGACACCAGAGCAGCUGCCCGAGUUCUGCAACCAGCUCCAUCACCUGGUGGAAGUGAUCAGGAACAUACAGUCUUACGCCAAAGUGACAGGAGAGUAUCCAAGUGAGAUGGAGAGGCGGCUGGAGCGCGAGGCGCGCGAGGUGGCGGCUCUGGCGGGCGAGGCGCGGCACGCGCGCGACUCGCUGUCCCGCUCGCGCACGCAGCGCGCCGCGCUGCUCGCGCUGCGCCAACACCUCGCCCGCCACCUGGAGACACUCAGGCACACAGAAAUCCGCGAAUUGGAGAAUCUGGUGCGUGUAUCAGACCGUAAGUUGUACAGAAGUUGGGAGGCUCUAAAAGAUUCUUCGGAUCCGGCUGCCUUUGAUCCCUUACUGGACGAAGUCAAGAGUAAACAGACUGCAUUAGAAGGCCUCGUGCGUUUGAUAAACAACCGUCGCUUAAAUAUUUCCCGCGCUGCAAUUGUACCUCGUCCGUUGCCAGCGCCACCUCGUGAGGACGAUGAGUCGACAACUACCGCGGGGUCGGUGCGAAGGAGACAAGAGAUGGGUCGUCGCGCGGCAUACAAGCGGAGAAAAAGAGACACGACGAGGGAACCGCGAUCUGAACCGAUCUCUGGGGAGUCCAGUCGGCACACACCUACUGUACAGGUAACAGUGGGACAACCGACGCUGGAGCUGGUGACCCGCGCCAGCGUCCGAGAUAUAUUAUUCUUUACCAGCAAUUAG